GGAAAACGCUUUGACCACUUCCACCAUAUGAUUAGUACUAUUACAAGAUUCAUUUCCUUGGCACAGAGAAUAAUCCAACAUCCAUUAUUAUGUAACUCUGCAGAAUACAGAUAUUUAUAAUCUGAGCAUGCUGGAGUUAUGACAUCAUCCGGCACUGCUAACCAUGACCAGCGUUGGGGGAAGCAUGCAAACCGUUCUGUCAUGGGGACAAUGGGCUGUGAGAAGACUUGCGCGGCGGAGAAACUCCUGAGACCUCACAGGGAAGUGGUGGAAAGCCAGAAACAGAGGUUAGCCACAGCAAAGAGGAGCAGUCGGAUGAGAAGCACAGAUAAGCUGAAAAAUGAUGUUUUGCCCCUUCACUGUGUGGACAACGUUCAUCCACUAGAGGACAACAGCAGAGCUCCACAACAACACCAAGAGUCCCUGAACCACCAAAAGCUCCAUCAAAAGUUACUGGAGACUGAGAUCAGCACCAGAAGGAAGGAGUGUGAAGCACUCGAAGCAGAGGUGAAGAAAAAGAAUCAAACAUGUCAGACUUUGGAGAAUGAACUUCAAGAAUUCCUGCAGGAGAACAAGCACUUGAAUCUUCAGUGGUUCAACAACAGCCACAAAGCAUCUGACUAUGAAAAGGUGAAAUCAGAGUAUGCCCAGCUCAAAGAGAGGCUUGGUGUUGUGACGCAGGAGAGAGAUUUAGCCCUGUGGGAGAGGAACCAGCUCCAAGGCAAACUGGAGAACCUAGAGCAGGUGCUCAAGCAUAUGCGUGAGGCUGCAGAGCGAAGGCAGCAGCUAGAGUUGGAGCAUGAGCAGGCCUUGGCUGUACUCAAUGCAAAGCAGCAGGAGAUUGACCUUCUUCAGAAGGCUCAGGUUGAGGCUAAAAAGGAACAUGAAGGCGCUGUCCAUCUGUUAGAGAACCACUUGGACAGCAUGCAGGCCAAAGUCCGAGAGCUGGAGGAAAAAUGUCGUUCUCAAAGUGAGCAGUUCAACCUCCUCUCAAAAGAGCUGGAGAAGUUCCGGCUUCAGGCCGGGAAAUUUGACAUCCUUAGCACUGAACCCUUAACUGUGAGUGAGUCUCCGGGGUCCCCCAACAAAUCCUUAUCACAGCUCCUCAAUGGAUUGGCUGCUCCAAUCGAGAAAGGCAGCGAGGGUUCAACAAGCAGAUCUCUGAUAUCUGAAUUCAUUCGACCACUCCAGAUCAGUGGAGACAAACCCGAGCUCCUCUCCGUCAAGCCAACAUUCCUCAGUCGCAGUGGAGCCAGCAGCCCAGCACGAGCUUUCCUCUCUGAGAUGGACAAAGAGCUGAGCUCAACUACCAGGUCCAAACCACGUUUCACAGGGAAGGUCCGUCUGUGUGUUGCCAGAUAUAGUUACAAUCCUUAUGAUGGGCCUAAUGAGCACCCAGAAGCAGAGCUCCCCCUGGUGGCAGGGAAGUACCUCUAUGUUUAUGGAACAAUGGAUGAGGAUGGCUUUUAUGAAGGAGAGCUGCUGGAUGGACAGCGGGGGCUCGUCCCAUCAAAUUUUGUGGAAUUUGUCCAAGAUGACGAUACGCCAUCUGCCCAAAACAGGAACACUACGGUUAAAGAACCAGGCUACCUCAACCACAGUAGCCUGGGGCCUCCGCGACAUUCGAGCGGCACCGGAACAAGACCGAGCAUAAGCAGCCUGCUCUCUGACAGUAAGCUAGACUGUCUAAGCACCAGCAGCUUGGGCAUGGAUCUCCUGGGCUCCUCCAGCAAUGGGACCGGAACCUUGGACGUCAGUAUUGAUGAGGUCGGAGAAGACGUUGUGCCUUAUCCCCGCCGCAUCAACCUGAUCAAACAACUAGCCAAGAGUGUGAUUAUUGGCUGGGAUCCUCCUGUGCUGCCACCGGGAUGGGGCCCAAUCAGUGGCUACAAUGUACUGGUUGAUAAAGAGGUCCGGAUGAGUGUCCCCUACGGGGGCAGGACAAAGUCCCUAAUCGAAAAGCUCAAUCUUGCCACCAACACGUACCGCAUUUCCGUGCAGAGCAUCACAGACCGGGGGCCAUCAGAUGAACUCCGCUGCACUCUUCUUGUGGGGAAGGAUGUAGUGGUGGCACCAUACUACCUGCGGGUGGACAGCAUUACUCAGAGCUCCGCUGAGCUGUCUUGGAUGCCCAGCAACAGUAACUACAGUCACACUAUCUUCCUCAAUGGUGCAGAGUAUGACAUGGUCAAGGCUGGGGGCUACAGGUACAAGUUUUUCAACUUGAAGUCCAUGACAGCUUACAAGGUGAAGGUUGUCGCACAGCCACAUCAGGUGCCUUGGCAGCUUUCAGGUGAUCAGCGGGAGAAGAGGGAAAUCUCUGUGGAGUUCUGCACUCAGCCUGCAGGGCCCCCUCUCCCUCCCCAGGAGGUCCAGGUCCAGUGUGGCCAGACUCCAGGGGUCCUGCAGGUCAGAUGGAAGCCGCCUCCGCUGACACCUUCAGGAACCUCUAAUGGGGCUAGUGUAAUUGGCUAUGCCGUUUGCACAAAGGGACAAAAGAUAGCAGAGGUCUUGUACCCCACAGCCGACUAUGUGAGCGUGGAUUUAAACAGGAUUCAAGGCCUGGAGGCCAGAGAAGUAAUUGUAAGGACGUUAUCAACCCAAGGAGAGUCCCAGGAUUCGCCCGUGGCCAUGAUCCCACACAACCUCCUGGGCUCUCCGCGCCUCUCCCACAGAGUCACUGCACCUCCCCCUUCGAUGCCCCAUCCGGUGCCACAGCCUCAUCCAGUACACUCCCAGACCCAUCCUCCUUAUCCAUCGACAUACCCCCCCAACCACCCCCAGCCCCAGGUGCAGCCUCUGCCCCGAGCUCAGCCCCACACGCUGCCCCACGCGCAACCGCACUCACAGCCCGUCUGUCACCCUCCUCCUCAUCCUCAGCUCCACUUCCAGCGCCACUCCAUACCCAAGUCGAAACCAUUAAUAAGUGCCAGAGAGCCAGAAACCAAAGAGCACGAGGUGGGCCUGCGGCUGGCCCAGCCGUGGGAGCGCGCCCCCUCUCCGCUGCCGCCCAUGCACGGAGCCAACUUGGAGCCUCCGCACUUCCCACCACGGCGAUCCCCCUCUCCUCAGAGGAUCCUGCCACAGCCUCAGGGAGUCCCCAUACCCAACACCAUCGCCAAGGCCAUGGCCAGGGAAGCUGCUCAGAGAGCGUUUGCUGAGGGCAAUCGGGUCGAGAAGCGCAAUAUCUUCAGCGAUCGAGGUAACGCCUUGCAUCCACUCAACUCAGACGAGGAAGAGGACGGCUACGACUCUCCGCAUGCGAGACGAAGAGGAGCCUCCGUUGACGAAUUCCUCCGAGGCUCAGAGUUGGGCCGACAGCACCACCAUCAUCACUACAGCCACAGUGAGGAGUACCACACCGAGAGCAGCCGGGGCUCGGACCUGUCGGACAUAAUGGAGGAGGACGAGGAGGAUCUUUACUCCGAGAUGCAGCUGGAGGAGGGUCGCAGGCGCAGCAUCAACUCUCACAGCACCCUUAAGGCAUAUUACAAGCGUCAGGACUUAGCUGAAGAGAGAGACUGUUGGGAUCUCCAGAGGGAAGUGGUGAAGCAGAGGUCGCUCCGCAGCAAGCGUCUCCACAGCAUCCCGGAGGUGGCCGAGGAGGAGUCGGACAGCCUGGACAGCAUGGGCCAGCAUCUGAGCUUCGAGGAGGGCGGGCGGCCGGGAACGCCGCAGACUCAACGGAGGAUGUACCCCCAGGAGGGCCACCACGUGCGCGACCACCUCACCCCGGGCAAGAACAGCCGUCUGCAGCGCCAGCGCUCCUCCCCUCGCUUCACCGACGGCCGCUACGGCUACAAUGUGGACGACCGCAGCUACGGACGACCCAACCGGCAGAACACCAAGAGCCCCGACAGCGGCUUGGACUGCGGCAGCGAGGAAGAGGGGUCCCUGGGACGGGGUCACCUCGGGUAUUACACCCACGGGAGCCCCAUUCGGGGGCCUGUGCGCAUCAUCCACUGCGAGGGCCCGGUAGAGAGGCGGGCUCUGGCAAUGGGCCGUAAACGAACUCUGACCCGUCAGUGCAGCGUAGAGGAGGAGUUCUCAGACGCCCCGGUGCCUGCAGCCAAAUCGGUACACACGGGCGACUUUAGGAACAGGGAGCACAUGGGGUCUGGUCGGGAGGUCGGGCCACGAAACUUCUCCAGGGAAGGAGCCCUGAGCGAGGGCAGGCUGAACGAGCUGGACAGGGUCUAUUACAGCCCCCACAGGGAGGCUAGGACCCAGUCUCUGUCCAGGCUCAACCGGGACCAGCCGCUGAUUAUUGGGAACUCACCGUCACACGGAAGCCCCGACCGCCAGGACCACUCAGGGCGGAGGCCGGUUCACAUCGGCACCCCUCCGCAGCGACGACCCAUCCCAUCCAUUGAGAUCACCAUGGACAGUAACAGUGAGGGGAGUGAGGGGAACCUCUCACCCGUCAAGGAGGAUGUUUACUAUGGCAGUGUAGCUCGGCGCAGGAUAUGGCGAUCUUUGUCCUCAGACGAUCAAUAUGACGGCUACGGCGGACGCAGGCACGGCCGGGGACGCCAAUCCCCGGAUUAUUUCGAGGAGUCCGAAUCGGAGGACCUGACCAGAGUGUUUGUGGCUCUGUUCGACUACGACCCUUUGUCCAUGUCUCCCAACCCGGACGCCGCCGACGAGGAGCUGCCGUUCAAGGAGGGCCAGAUCAUUAAGGUAUUUGGCAAUAAAGAUACGGACGGAUUCUACAGGGCGGAGAUCAGAGGUCGUGCGGGGUUGAUCCCCUGCAACAUGGUCUCUGAGAUCCAAACAGAAGACGAUGAAAUGAUGGACCAGCUCCUCAAACAGGGCUUCCUUCCACUGAACACACCUGUGGAAAAGUUAGUGAACUGCGACCGUUUUAAAGAUGGACGUUCAAUAAAUCGCAGGUCCAGAAAGUCCAAAAGAGAAAGAAACCGACGGAGCGGCCGUCAGUAUCCGAUGUCGACACGGAGGAUGGUGGCCCUGUACGACUACGACCCCCGAGAGAGCUCCCCGAACGUUGACGUCGAGUAUGAAGGCAGCAGACUGAAUGAGGAGGCUGAGCUGACUUUCUGUGCCGGCGAUGUAAUCACAGUUUUUGGUGAAAUAGAUGAAGAUGGUUUUUAUUAUGGCGAGCUCAAUGGACACAAGGGGCUUGUUCCUUCCAACUUUCUAGAAGAAGUGCCUGAUGAUGUAGACGUUUUUCUCACUGACUCCCCAUCUCGGUAUCCCCAGGACACUCCGGCGAGGAUAAAGACCAAAAGGAAGAAGAGUGUUCAUUUCACACCUUAACGGCUCUGUUUCCGUCACGUAAGUGAGCAACUGAGGAUACCAAGGUUACGUUCUCCUCAUCUAACGCAGAUGACUGGGGUAUGCUUAGUUCCUGGUACGGACCACGUGCGGCCUUCAUUCUUUUCUGGACUUGUACCGUUCCCGGAUGGUUCAGCGGACAUCUUCGCUUCACCAAAACAAACAAACAAAAAUUGCUUUUUUUUCUUUUACACGGGCAUACUUACCCUCGCCAACGCAUUAGACAAGGAGUGUGGUAUCUUCAGUUGUUUCUCUGAGUGUUGUACAUUACAAUGUCCGUCUCCUGCAAAAAAAAAAAAAAAAAAAAGUCUCCUGCUGUAACUCAUGAUAUGCUGAAAGGCCAUUCUUGCACAAUUGCACUGUAAACAAUGGCAAAAAAAAAAAAGAGAAAAAGUUGGGAUUAAAAGAACAGCAAAUAAUUUGACUUCUGACAGUGCAGUAAGGUAGAAUACAAGACCUAAGUAAAACUUGUCCUGAUAAAAAUCAAACAUUUUAUUUUUUAAUUUUAUUUUAUUUUUUUUGUGGAAGCAAAGUUCUGGAAGCGUCUAAAAACAAAUAGUCUUUUCUCUGAUUUACUUGAAAUGCACGUUUCUGUUCAAAGUGGAAGGCCUCUCUGUUUUCGGUGCAUUCUUGUCCGUAGGAAAUUACACACACAGGAGCCGCUUGUCCUUAAAGGACUCCACAGCCAAAGCAGCUAUACUGUUUGAUGAACACUUUGACCAACAUGCAGCGUUAGACACGUUCUCAGAUUCAAUAGCUUUUUUUUUUUUGACACAUUAUGCAGAUACUCUUUUAGAGAUGAGCAAAAAAUCUCAUAAAAUAAACCACAACAUUAUUUUCCGACGUGGCGUUUUGUCUUGUUUUGCAAAAGUCCGUCGCUCAAAUUCUGCAAAUCAUAAAACCGACGGCGAUGAAUUGAGCUUCUGCUUCAGAGACGUGGCUUCUAUCUAUAUGCAACGCAAUAAAUCUCGACUAAUUUGCUUUUGGCGUCUGAACCCACUUGUAAUUGAAUACACGUCUACCUAAGGAAAGGUAAUGAAAUAAGAAAAGAACUCUGGAAAUCGUGUUCAUUUAUUUUUUUAUUUUUUCAGAAUUUCCAUAUUUUUGCAUUUUUUAUGAAGAAAAAUAAACUGACGUCAAAUCAUAGCGAAACCGCUGUUGCUGAGGAAUAACACUGGACGUUAAAAUGCCUUUUUGUGGCAAAAAGGCGUCCGAUCAACAGAACCAGAAGUUUCAUUCAUUUCUAUUUACUGCACUGCAAAUUGGAGUUCGCCUCGACGAACGUUUCCUCUUCUGAAGCGCAAUUGAAAAGAGGCUUUUAGCUCAUGAUUACAGAACAGUAAUGGUGACUAGUAGUAUCUUUGUAUCUCAGUUGUACCAGUAUAUAUUUAUAUUUAAGAGGCAAGAAAGUGAAUGUGAUAUCAAUAUGCCCCAAAAUGUAAAUCUGUUUGUUCUUUCAUAGUUUUUUCUUUCAUUUUUUUCUUCUUUUUUUUUUGAGAAAAUCUCACCUUUAUGUGAACGUUAGUUAACUCCAUCCUCAAAUUGUGCUGUGUUUCUAUAGCGACAUCGACAAUAAAUCUCACCUGGCAGAAGGGGGGGGGGGGGAGGGGGACGUUUGUCCAAGUGCACAGCGCAGCGUCCAGGGAGGUAGACUUAAGAGCUGUAUGGUGGCCCUGCAGAGACAGAAAGGACUGAAGAGAAGGUGGGGGGAGUAGUGACUGUGGUGUGAGAGACGGUUGGCUUUUUAACACCCUCAACUGUCCCUUGCGGGUCUUCCAUUAGGUUCCUUCGGACAAAUCGGGUCCGCACAGAAGAGCGCCCUCUCCCACAGUGCGUCCACACAUCCUCGACUCUGGCCCCGCCACCGUGGGGCCCGGCAGUCCCUUCAGGGCCCCUAUGGACAUAUGCUCCUCCAAAAAGAAAAGGGGACUGCUCUCCAAAGGGAAGAAAGUAUUACAAAGACUCGGCACUGUACGAUAAAUUUUGGAAAUAGAGGCAUCCACUUAUAUUGUAAAACAAAAACAAAGGAAAAACGGUGCACAGGUGGCAUUUGCGAGCUUAGCAAAUGUUUUAUUCUUUUACAUCUGUUAUGUUUUAGACUAUUUGUAUUUUGUUAUGGGUUCAAACUCCAUAUUUUCAAUGCCGCAUUUCAUAUUAUGGGCCCAUGACCUCAAAUGUUGGAAGACAUAUUGUGCUGUGUUGCGUACCUCCACGUCUCCGGCUGGUUGCGAGGACGGAGCCCUGAGCGCUCUGCACACGCGCAAAGCCUUGCAUUUUAUACAAAAAAAUUGAAAAAAAGAAAAAAAGGUCACACAGGUCAGCGUUGUGUCUGCAUUCAGAAAGCAGAAUGUCAUGAAGAAAAACGAGGGCUAAAAUCACAGCUUGGAGUUCUUAUUGACUUAAACGCAACACGUGGAGCGUGUGGAUCGGAGCUGGAAGAGAGCAGCCAGUUGAAACAUGAGGUUUACGUGCUUUUUACUUCAGCACAUUCCCUCCUGACUCCCCCCUGCAGAGCACACAUGAAAAGGUGUCGGGCUCGUUGUUCGAAGUUGGGGCACCCGGCAUACGGACAAAUCAGCAGAAGGGAAAAAAAAAAGAAAGUCUCUCUUCUGCUCCAUUUCAACAGCUGUGGCAGUGGCAUGCCUCUUCUCCCCCACAGACUUAGAAAACAAGCACAUUCUGUAUCUACUACAGGGCCUCUGCAGUAAAAACCCGUUGAUGAAACCUCCAUGUAUUUGCCUUAUAAUCGCACAAUGGUUAGUGAUAUGUCGAGCAGAUGUUAUUCCUAACUUGAUAUGCAGGGUGAGUCCUGUUUUCUACAGCGCUGUCAGAUUCCCAUAUUGUCGUUUAAAACUACAACUAAAAAAAAAUCCUCCCUUCAUAGCAAAUUCUAGAUUAGAGUGAAGUUGUGCCACCAUAUUGAUGCAGUGCAAAAUAAUAGGAUUAGUUUGACAAACUCUUAGGUUUUUUUUUUUUUAAAUAUUAGCACUAACAUCGUUGUGCAGCAGCUGAUUUUCUGCAUGCAACCGUUGGACUGUACGUUUUAGUUACUCAACAGCAGUAAACUAUGAGACACAAGGCUACCUCUAUGCUGCCCUUCCCAUCUCUCCAACUGUGUUCUUUCACACCAGUCUGUCAAUGAUGCCUGUUGUCUGUCUCAAAUUCCAUUGCUGCAAGAUACAAGUACUGUAUGUCAAUAUAUAUUCAGAUAUCUACACCUUAAUGUAGUGAAUGUACGAAGAAUUGAAAGCCAAUGUAUUAUCCGAGCUGCCCAAACAGGAUUGUGCAGACGUCCAGACUUUGUGCAUGAGCUGAUCAGUCCGUCUCCUCCCAUCUCCUCGUACCGUUUCCUCCCAUUUCAUCCAGCACAUUUAAAGUUGACCCUGUUUUCUACAUACAAGAGUUAAACUGCCAAAAAAAGGAAAAAAAAAAGAAUGUAUGCAAAACAUUCUUUCUUACAAUUUUCGGCCAAGCAGCCAUGAUAAUCUGCAGCAAACUGAUGAUCACCCGUUCCUCUUUAUGGACCACUUCCAGACAUUGCUUUUAUUUGAGUGACUGCAACUCUUUUUGUACUUUGUCCAUUUGUAAAAUUGUUUUUAAAUGUUUAUACUUGAUUUUCAAACUGCCUUUUUUGUACAUUUAAAUUUCUUAUCAGACAGUGCAAGCUUUCCCCAUGGUGUCUUUAAGAGCAUAUUAUGUCUGCAAUCGUGUGCUAGCUUUCUGAGAAGAAAUGAUCAGCCUAUACUGAUGGUUACAAAUUAUUGUGUGGGUGUGCAUGUGCAAUCUUUUUUAAAAAGAUAAAUAAAUUUAAUAUUUUUAAA
Messenger RNA from Poeciliopsis prolifica (blackstripe livebearer), 9116 nucleotides. RefSeq names its product RIMS binding protein 2b (gene rimbp2b). The record is from RefSeq and is a predicted model, not a curated record. Gene Ontology annotation, molecular function: protein binding. The transcript has 30 exons. Gene Ontology annotation, biological process: neuromuscular synaptic transmission. The coding region runs from base 139 to 5277 and encodes 1712 amino acids. Lineage: Eukaryota; Metazoa; Chordata; Actinopteri; Cyprinodontiformes; Poeciliidae.